Messenger RNA from Fraxinus pennsylvanica, 1926 nucleotides. NCBI's taxonomy places the organism in Eukaryota, Viridiplantae, Streptophyta, Magnoliopsida, Lamiales, Oleaceae. The record is from the annotation of a GenBank genome assembly.
AUGGAGAUCGUUAGGGGAACGACUCACGCGAUUCGGCAUUGUGCGUUCGUCACGCUUCUCCUCUUAAUCACCGUCACUCAUUCAUUUUACCUUCCCGGUGUCGCUCCUCAGGACUUCGCCAAGGGCGAUCUUUUGAAUGUCAAAGUAAACAAAUUGACCUCUAUAAAAACUCAACUUCCUUACUCGUACUAUUCCCUUCCGUAUUGUAAACCAGAGAAAAUCAUGGACAGUGCUGAGAAUCUUGGGGAAGUUCUUCGUGGUGAUCGCAUUGAGAAUUCUCCCUAUGUGAUUAAAAUGCGAGAACCACGGAUGUGCAAUAUUGUUUGCCGUAUUACACUAAAUGCGAAACAAGCAAAAGAAUUUAAGGAGAGGAUAGAUGAUGAAUACCUGGUGAACAUGAUUUUAGAUAACCUACCUCUAGUUGUUCCUUAUAAAAGAUCGGAUAUAGAUUUAUUGGUGUAUCAGCACGGUUUCCAUGUUGGUCUCAGGGGACAAUACACUGGAAGCAAAGAGGAGAAGUAUUUCAUUCACAAUCAUUUGACAUUUACUGUAAAGUUUCACAAGGAUGAACAAACUGCUGCAGCAAGAAUUGUGGGAUUUGAAGUCAAGCCAUUCAGUGUUAAGCAUGAAUACGAGGGUAAUUGGGAUGAUAAAACACAAUUAACAACCUGCAAUCCACAUUCUAAACGCACUGUAACGAGCUCGGACUCUCCUCAGGAAAUUGAAGAUAAGAAGGAAAUUAUCUUCACAUAUGAUGUGGAGUUUGAGGAGAGUGAAGUCAAGUGGGCAUCUAGAUGGGACACUUAUCUUUUGAUGGCUGAUGACCAAAUCCAUUGGUUCUCUAUUGUCAAUUCUUUAAUGGUUGUUCUUUUCCUGUCUGGAAUGGUGGCAAUGAUUAUGUUACGGACCCUCUAUCGUGACAUCUCCAACUAUAACCAGUUAGAGACCCAGGAACAAGCUCAAGAAGAAACUGGGUGGAAAUUGGUUCAUGGGGAUGUUUUCAGGCCGCCAACUAACUCUGAUUUGCUCUGUGUUUAUGUUGGAAGUGGUGUGCAGUUCUUUGGAAUGGUACUGGUUAUGAUGAUUUUUGCUGCACUUGGAUUCCUGUCCCCUUCUAACCGAGGAGGGUUGAUGACGGCAAUGCUUCUUCUCUGGGUGUUUAUGGGUCUUUUUGCUGGAUACUCCUCAGCUCGUCUCUACAAGAUGUUCAAGGGAACAGAAUGGAAGAAAAUCACUCUUCGAACGGCUUUCACGUUCCCUGGAAUUGUCUUUGCCAUUUUCUUUGUCUUGAAUGCUCUAAUUUGGGGUGAGAAAUCUUCAGGGGCAGUGCCAUUCGGAACCAUGUUUGCAUUAGUGUUUUUGUGGUUCUGCAUUUCUGUUCCACUUGUUUUUGUUGGUAGUUAUUUUGGGUUUAAGAAGCCAGCUAUUGAGGAUCCAGUUAAAACUAAUAAAAUUCCAAGGCAAAUACCUGAGCAAGCCUGGUACAUGACCCCGGUCUUCUCUAUCUUGAUUGGAGGCAUACUCCCAUUCGGGGCAGUGUUUAUUGAGCUGUUCUUCAUCCUGACAUCAAUCUGGUUGCAUCAGUUCUACUAUAUUUUUGGAUUUCUCUUCCUCGUGUUCAACAUCCUAAUUGUCACUUGUGCAGAGAUCGCAAUUGUGCUUUGCUAUUUCCAGCUAUGCAGUGAGGACUACCUCUGGUGGUGGAGAUCUUACCUGACCUCAGGCUCAUCGGCACUAUACCUCUUUCUUUAUGCAGCAUUCUACUUCUUCACAAAGCUGAACAUAACAAACCCGAUAUCUGGUAUUCUGUAUUUCGGGUACAUGCUGAUUGCUUCAUAUGCCUUCUUCGUGCUGAGUGGUACAAUAGGUUUCUAUGCAUGUUUCUGGUUCACAAGGCUCAUCUACUCAUCAUUGAAGAUUGACUAG